AGUUGCCAUGACAGUUGUUGAUUGAAAGAAGAAAAUCCGCUCUAGCGCCCAUUGCGGCAAAUUAUGAGAAUGCAGCGCAUACUUGCGUUGGUUAUUGAAUUGAGCGCUGACACAUUUCGCAACGCAACAAUGCGUGAAAUCGAGCUUAUGUAGCAAGGUGCGUGUUAGGAAUUUUUCAGGAUUGGCCCCUAAGUAUCAAGUCAGGUCUGCAGUCUCUGUCUCGAUCCGGAUCCUCAUGAGGGGAGAAAUGACACAGAUACUAAAAAGGUGAAGCACUGAAGCUGUGAACACAACCCUCAUUCAACUCAUGAAGAAUGGAUGCCUUCAAGAUUAUGACAAUCCUGCAAAUGAUCUGUCUGUCUGGCUGUCAAGAUUAUGAUAAUCUCAUGUCUGCAGAGCUUCCAAAUGUCACGGUGAAUGUGAAACUUGUGUCACAACCGGAUGAGCGUUCGGGGUCAUGCUCAUGGACCCUCAGCUCCUCUGAUAACAAGACAUCACUGAUAGUGAUGGAGGACGUUCACAGUCUCUUCUCACAGAUCUGUGUGUCUCUGGGAUGUGGAGAUGAGUAUAAAACAAAGGACAGUAAUGUAGUGCUCAACAGUAGCUGUCUCACCGGCUGCUUGUACCUCAACUCUCAACUGAUCAACUGCACUGAGACUGUGAGAAAUGACUGCAAGACACUCUCUGAGGUUAUCUGUGGUUCUCCAUAUGUGGCUCGGGCAUCUAGCACAUGUUCCUGGACUAUUAAAUCUCCAGACAGGAUUUCCUCUUUGAUUGUGACUGAAGACGUCGCUGAGAGUGUGUCCAGUGACAUAUGCCAUCAGCUCGGCUGUGGACUGGUCUAUAAUCUCACUCAGAGCAGAGCCGGAUCAAACGAGACCUGUCUCACAAACUGUGUUUAUCACAACAAUCAUUUAAAGAACUGCACUGAGGUCAACAGCUCUAAUUGCUCAGUCCUCUCCGAAGUAAAAUGCGGGGACGGUGUUCGAUUGGUUGGUGGUGGUCAUCGCUGUGGUGGGCGUGUGGAGGUGUGGCGAGGGUCCUGGGGCACAGUGUGUGAUGACGGGUGGGGUAUGGAGGAAGCAGAUGUGGUGUGUGCGCAGCUGGACUGUGGGUACGCGGUGUCUGUGAGUGUGCAGGGUGAGCCGUACGGUCAGGGCACAGGUCUCAUACACCUGGAUGAGCUGAACUGCACUGGAACAGAGAAGAGCUUGUGGGAAUGUCCAGCACUUACACACCUGCAUGACUGUGGCCAUAAAGAGGAUGCGGGGGUUGUGUGCUCAGAGUACAAGGCUCUGAGAUUGACGGGCGGUUUGGACCGCUGCUCUGGGAGAGUGGAGAUCCAUCGGAACGGCUCCUGGGGGACAGUGUGUGACACGUGCUGGGGGAAGGAAGAGGGAGCGAUGGCCUGUGACAUGCUGAAUUGCGGAGGGGUGAAAAAACACUCUGCAUUUGACAUCCCUUUCAAACAUAAAAAUGCAACUCUCUGGUAUUUUUAUUGUAAAUCAAGUACUAAAAACCUGUGGCAGUGUAUGGAGUACCGCAACGUCCAUCAUAUGUGCACGGAGACAAAAGCCGCUGGACUAAUUUGCAACAAUUCUCUUGGUUUGCCUGUUCCCACCAGUCCACAAACAACAACAGCACCAGCAACCACUGUGACAAUGACAGUGGAGGAUUUCCCCAGAUUCAUCUUGUCUCCAGAGUUACUGGGCUGUUUUGUUCUGGCCUUCUCUCUUUUGAUUGCAGUUAUCACAAAUAUCAUCCUGUGUCAACACCAUAAAAAGAAGAAAGCUUUGAAGGUCCAGCAGAAAUUUGCAAACCUGCAGAGCAGCACAGAAGCCGAGGAGAAUAACUACAGAGAAUCCAUCCAUCUCGUCAAAGUCACAAACAACUGCAUUCCCACAGUUCCUCAGCUUAUAUGGCCUCAGAGUAGCAUUGAGAGCGGAUCAUAUGACACAGACUAUGAGCAAAAUGAUAUCAGUCCAGAGGCGGCUUUUCCUUUAUCCACUUUUCGAAACUCAAUGCGGUACAGUGCAGAUGGCAAAGCUCCUGUUGUGAAGGCCACAAACCUGAACAGUGUUACUGAAGAGACUGUCCCUGAUGAGGUCAAAAUUAGAGGAUACCAACAAAACUGUGCCACUUCCUUUGAUCAUAACCAGAUGCGUGUCUCUGCUGCAAGUGUGGACUCGUUCGAGUCGUCCUGCACCUCAUCAGGAGAAUGUUAUGAGAACAGUUGCACAAACACACAGGAUCGGUGCUCGCUGGAGUUGGCAGAAUGUUAUGAGAACAUAGGAGAAAAUCGAGAUGGAAAGACUGCAGAUAUGUUCCACCAAGACAACAAAAUCCACAUUAAUGAAGAUUUCCUAAAGCUGAAGUCUGGAAAACCAGUCCAGGGUCACAUCACAGAUCUUCCCUUCCAGGACCAAGAGCAUGAUAAUGGGGGUGUCAGUAGAGAAGACUCCCCGCUGUAUUCACCCGUCAGCUAUGAUCAUGACGCCGUCUCCUGUGAAAGUGAAUAUGAUGACAUUGGCAACUACCUACAGCAACCAAUGACAUCAGCCUGAGUGGCUCAGAGACUGUGAUGUCAUAGCGGUCCUAUUUACACUCAGAAACAUUCAUACCUUUUACAUCGUCAUAGCUGAGAACCAUUUCAUACUAUUCUUCUGUCAAACAUUUCAAUGUUUUGUCCAUUUGUGCAUGCUUCAAAAUAAUUAUAGAUAUAUUACUGCAGAAUGCUACAAAUGACAGGACUGAAGGCUGUGAGAUAUCGGACCACUUUAACAUGUUUUUAAUACUGCUUUUUUAUUUGAAACUGUAAUUUCACUGUUAUUGUUGAAAGGAAAGACAUAAAUAUCUUUACUAAGUUCAUUAUUCUAUUAUAAAAAGGACAAUUCUUCCAUAU
This is a messenger RNA of Myxocyprinus asiaticus (Chinese sucker), 2902 nucleotides long. RefSeq names its product deleted in malignant brain tumors 1 protein-like. Gene Ontology annotation, cellular component: membrane. Lineage: Eukaryota; Metazoa; Chordata; Actinopteri; Cypriniformes; Catostomidae. The coding region runs from base 315 to 2564 and encodes 749 amino acids. The transcript is spliced from 16 exons. The record is from RefSeq and is a predicted model, not a curated record.